Molecule: messenger RNA, 1707 nt
Organism: Penicillium riverlandense
Lineage: Eukaryota; Fungi; Ascomycota; Eurotiomycetes; Eurotiales; Aspergillaceae
Exons: 1
Coding region: 1-1707 (568 amino acids)
Biological process (GO): maturation of SSU-rRNA
Cellular component (GO): cytosol; preribosome, small subunit precursor
Molecular function (GO): ATP binding; protein serine/threonine kinase activity
Source: RefSeq, a predicted model, not a curated record
AUGGCGCCUGCCGAGACUCCUGUUCAAGCUGCUGGGCUCGCUGAUGGCCUUCACCCAAGCCAUACUUACGUUCCCAACGAAGGCUACGUGAACCCAGGCAGCAACGAGUCUGACUUGGCGGAGCAGAAUCUCACCAGCCAACAAGAGGAAGAGGAUGACGAUGAAGAGUACUACGAUGAUAUUUUCGAGGAGGAUAUGGAUCAGGGCGAUUUCUUAUCUCAAAAUUCCGCCGAUCUGACCAAAGCCUACAACCGCCAACGGAAACUGAACGACCUGGCCGCCGACCCCAAUGUGCCGAAAUGGACAUAUCCCAAGACUAAUACGCAGAAACCGACGGUGAACACCUACGCCUCCGUGGACGACCAGGCCAAGUCAUUGACUCGGCAUGCCGCCAAAAUCAAGCUCGAUGACCAGCAGGCCGGGUUGUCAACUCGAGGCGAGCGCGGAGGAGACAAGUCGGAUCGAGCGACGUCGGAGCAAGUGCUGGACCCACGUACUCGGAUGAUUUUGUUGCAGAUGAUCAAUCGAGGCCUUGUUUCUGAGAUUCACGGAUGCCUCUCGACUGGAAAAGAGGCCAACGUGUACCAUGCCAUCUCGUUCCCGGACGACGACGAGGACGCAGCCCCCCAACACCGAGCGAUCAAGGUCUAUAAGACGAGCAUCCUGGUAUUCAAGGACCGAGACAAGUAUGUGACAGGCGAGUACCGAUUCCGCCAGGGAUACAACAAGAGCAACAACCGAGCAAUGGUGAAAGUGUGGGCGGAGAAGGAGAUGCGCAAUCUGCGACGCAUCCACACCGCCGGCAUUCCUUGUCCCGAGCCGAUCUUCCUUCGAUUACAUGUUUUGGUCAUGGGCUUUCUCGGCAGCUCCAAGGGACUAGGUGCUCCCCGUCUGAAGGACGUGGAGUUCAAUAUUUCCGACCCUGAAGCCCGAUGGCACAGCCUGUACGUCGAAUUGCUGGGGCUUAUGCGCGUGAUGUACCAGACUUGCCGGUUGGUGCACGCUGAUCUGAGCGAGUACAAUAUUCUCUAUCACAAGGAGCGCCUCUACAUCAUCGAUGUCAGCCAAAGUGUCGAGCACGAUCAUCCCCGCAGUCUGGAGUUCCUGCGCAUGGAUAUUAAGAACGUGAGCGAUUUCUUCCGUCGCAAGGGCGUGCACACGCUGUCUGAACGGACAGUGUUCCAGUUCAUCAUUGCCACUGAAGGGCCUGCGGAGAUCACUUCUUCGAAUCAACAGAUGGUCGAUGCCAUUGAGAAGCUCUUUGCGGCCCGUACAGAUGCCGACGGAGAAGAGGAGUCUGAGGAAGUUGACACGGCCGUCUUCCGGCAGCAAUACAUUCCCCAAACUUUGGAGCAGGUCUAUGAUGUUGAGCGCGACGCGGAGAAGAUUCGUGAUGGCAGCGGCGCCGACCUGGUGUAUGGUGAUCUCCUAGCGCGCGGCAAGAAGGAAGAAGAUGCCGAGUCUGAUGCUAGCGGCGGUGUCUCUGUAUCCGGUUCGGAGUCCGAGGACAGUGGAGAUGAAGAUGACGCACAGCCUCGUGACCCGUUCGAGAAGAAACAGCCGCGUGGGAAGCGUUUUGAAGACAAAGAUGCUAAACGCGAACACAAACAAAAGGUCAAAGAGGAAAAGCGUGAGCAACGAUCGAAAAAGAUGCCCAAGCAUAUGAAGAAGCGUCUCGUUGCGUCGUCCACAAAAAAGAAGAAAUAG